AUGGACGAUCUACAGAUACAGUCAGUGACGAGAAUCAGGUAUGUUGCACAUGAAUGUUUGAGGGAUCAUGCCAGAAGUUCGACAGUUUUUAUAACGGAUCCACAAAAUGAUGUCGGAAAAAGGAUAAGAGAGAAGGAAAGGGUUAGGAGGAGGGAAAUAGGUAAACGUAGACGAAAAGAUGAUCCUGAGCAGUAUUAUGCAGUUAAUAUGAACGUCCAUUCCCAGUUAUAUGAUGAUGAUGAUGAUGCACAACUAUAUCAUGUGGAUGGUGAUGUUAAUAAUCAUCUUCUAUCCAUCCCGGCUAAUGCAGGUGACGACAGAGAGUGGUCUCCUAUAGCUCAAGAAGUUAUUGGAGAACAGCUUUGUGAGGUAACUGACGACGUUGAUUGUGACAUAACAGAUGGGGUUGAUGAAUUGCCCUCCGAUCAUGCUGCUGACAAAGACGAAUGCAAGCUUUCUCAUGUCUCAGAUCAAAAUAUGCCGCCUGGUUCCCAUGCUACUGUUGAUGUCGUACCCCAGUCGACCCUCAGUAGCAGUGAGGAGGUUGCCCGGCAGAAUGAUUUCAGUGUUUUGGCUUAG
Messenger RNA from Fraxinus pennsylvanica, 579 nucleotides. The record is from the annotation of a GenBank genome assembly. Lineage: Eukaryota; Viridiplantae; Streptophyta; Magnoliopsida; Lamiales; Oleaceae.